GCCAUUCCGAAUUUCCCACGACGAGACGAUUGUGUGUACACUACUAUGUGAGGUAUGGGACGGCGCGCACCGUGGGGAGAUGAUGUAGGAAUUCACAGCCGACACCGACAAGGACUCCGGUGAAUUCGAUUAUGAUGUCGCUCGACUGCAUCCUCCCGUCCACGUCGGGGCCCUUCGCGCUCGCUGAGGUUUGUCUUGGUGGACCGUCUCGGGCAAGGGGUCUCGUGUGUGUGUGGAGGCCAAGAGGAGCGCAGACAGGCCUGUCUACCAGCUUCCCGGCAGGGAUGGUCGCGACCAUGUCGGCACUACGAUGUGUGCACACAUACCUAUCACAAUCCCUAUUAUCUGCCGCACACACCACCUCCAAUGUAGACGUGCAGCAGGCCUCUCUGCAGACGUACUCUGGACAGGAAGACCACCACCACGGCGCAGUCAUUGCCGUGGUGGUUAGUCUCAUCUUAGCCCACAGGCUAGCCAUGGAACAAAACUUGGUUCUCGUCGAAGCCUGUGCGUCGUUGCUCGACGGGGCUCGGGUUCGAAAACACACAGGGUUUGGUUGCCAUCCCCAGGCAUCCUGGACUUGCUAGCACGGAUACCGAUUCUCUCUAAUCCUUUAGUAUAGCCAGACGGGGCCGACGGGGGCCAAUGGGAGACAACGCGUCGGCACAUUAUCGUAGAGAACCCUUGCAUAAACCGCCAGCCAUGGCUUUGGAAAGACAACUAAUGCGCGCUCGCCUGGGUUGAACCAUGCUGAACCCACCACAUCAAGAAGGGGGAGGGGAGGGGAGAGAGAGAAAGAGAGGAGGAGGGAAGAGGAGGAGGAGAAGGCGAGUAUGGAGAAAAUAAUAACAUGUCACCUGUCUCGCUGAUGGGGCGCCUGUC
Molecule: messenger RNA, 882 nt
Organism: Durotheca rogersii
Lineage: Eukaryota; Fungi; Ascomycota; Sordariomycetes; Xylariales; Xylariaceae
Exons: 1
Coding region: 132-587 (151 amino acids)
Source: RefSeq, a predicted model, not a curated record